Tribolium madens (black flour beetle) is the source of this 1147-nucleotide messenger RNA. Its product is annotated as leukocyte surface antigen CD53-like. The transcript has 5 exons. Bases 44 to 739 code for a protein of 231 amino acids. Gene Ontology annotation, cellular component: membrane. The record is from RefSeq and is a predicted model, not a curated record. NCBI's taxonomy places the organism in Eukaryota, Metazoa, Arthropoda, Insecta, Coleoptera, Tenebrionidae.
UUGUCGUUUUGACACAUUUUUGUCCAAAAACAGUUUUUUUCCUAUGAAUUCUACCACAGAAGCUGUAACAAUUGUUCUUUAUGUUUGUAAUUGUCUUCUCGGGGUGUGUGGACUUACUUUACUAACCUUAGGAAUUAUUCUUCUCUUGAAAGAAUCAAAGUAUGUUAACAUAUUUGAUAGUGUGCUCUUAUCAGUAGGAAGUUGGUCGUUUUGUGUCGGUUCUCUCCUGUUGGUAAUUGUGUCUUUUGGAAUAAAUGCAACGAUUAGGAAAAGAAGUUGUUGCCUAUUUCGGUAUUCCACGUUUUUAACAAUUGUCUUCCUUUCUCAAAUUACUUUGGGCCUCUUCGCCGCCGUUACACUCCAUCCUGCAAACAAUUUAACCCAAAGAGUGGAACAACGAUUCGAAGCACCUUUCAAGCGAAACAAUUCCGAGUUUCAAACAAUUUUAAACAAAAUUGAGCUCAACUACAAAUGUUGCGGUAUUAGAGGAUCCACCGACUACAACACAACAGUACCGAAAACUUGCUGUGAAAACAAUUGCAAAAACUACUACAGAAACGGCUGUGCCGCAAGUUACGCCCAAGAUUUUAGAAAACUCAUCAAAGAAAUUGCCUACAUUUCGCUCGUAUUUUCCCUACCUCAUAUUGGUGCCUCUUGUCUGUCUUUAAUUUUGAAAAACAAUAACAUUCCGUGUCCUCCACAAGACACUCCAAACACUCCUCAGACUUCUCAAACUUGAUUCAAAUUUCGUAUUAAGCCAGUGGCGCCCUCUAGACACGCAACAAAAUGGCUUCACGCCGUUCCAUGGCACUCUCUGACUGUUUAGGCGCAAAAUUGGCGGUCUUAUUGACAGGAUCGCAGGAGGUUGUGGAGAUUGUGAGAGUUUCGGCUACGCUACGAUCGGUUCUAGUCGUCACCUCUCGGCCUUCAUGGCCUCCUGAUACGUGGAGCUCUCGUUUGAUAACUUGACGCAAUAAGAGGCAUAAAAGUGGGUGGUGGGGUUUUAUGCCCCAUUUGAAAAAAAUUACAAUUCAAAAAUGUCAACCAACCAACAAACAAUUUCCCCAACUGGGGAAUAGGUCAUGGUGUUUAUUAUUUAGAUUAGAUUGUCACUGGGAUUUCUUUCUAAUGCUUAUGAAGAAUGUCA